AUGGAGGUUUGUUUUUCGUUUUAUGGGUACGGUGGUACAGGUAAAACAUUUGUGUGGAAAACCUUAUCAGCUGCACUACGCUCAAAGCGUAAAAUUGUUUUGAACGUUGCAUCCAGCGGAAUUGCUUCGUUACUCAUACCUGGUGGUCGGACUGCACAUUCCCGUUUUGCCAUACCAAUCGCUGUGAAUGAGGAUUCCACUUGCAAUAUUUCACAAGGCAGUGAUCUAGCGGAGUUAAUAAUUAAAUGCAGCUUGAUUAUUUGGGAUGAGGCACCUAUGAUGCACAAGCAUUGCUUCGAAGCAUUAGAUAGGACAAUGCGUGAUAUAUUAAGAUUUGCUAAUCCAUCAAGUUGCAACUUGCCAUUUGGAGGGAAAACAGUUGUUCUUGGAGGUGAUUUUAGACAAAUCUUACCGGUGAUACCAAAGGGUACCAGGCAAGAUAUUGUUGGCUCAAGUAUUAACUCUUCUUAUUUAUGGAGUCAUUGUAAGGUAUUGAGGUUAACUCAAAAUUUGAGGUUGCAAAAUGUGGGCUCUACUGGAGAAAGGAGAAACCUUGCUGCUUUUGCUAAUUGGAUUGCGGCUAUAGGUGAUGGCCAGCUUGACUCAGUUUGUCCGACGGAAAACACUCCUGAUUCAGUUGCCGCACUUCACACCCCGGAGUUCUUAAACGCGGUUAAAGUGCUCUG
This is a messenger RNA of Ipomoea nil (Japanese morning glory), 686 nucleotides long. Its product is annotated as ATP-dependent DNA helicase PIF4-like. The annotation marks the transcript as partial. Gene Ontology annotation, molecular function: DNA helicase activity. Gene Ontology annotation, biological process: telomere maintenance; DNA repair. The transcript has 2 exons. The record is from RefSeq and is a predicted model, not a curated record. Lineage: Eukaryota; Viridiplantae; Streptophyta; Magnoliopsida; Solanales; Convolvulaceae.